This is a messenger RNA of Chlorocebus sabaeus (green monkey), 493 nucleotides long. RefSeq names its product keratinocyte differentiation associated protein (gene KRTDAP). Gene Ontology annotation, cellular component: extracellular region. Lineage: Eukaryota; Metazoa; Chordata; Mammalia; Primates; Cercopithecidae. Gene Ontology annotation, biological process: epidermis development. The record is from RefSeq and is a predicted model, not a curated record.
GGGACCCCAUUUCUGUGCUCAUCUGCCUCCUUGGGAAUAUAAAGAGCAAGCACUGAGGCCCCGCCUCAGAGCACCCCAAACUUGAUGCCAUGAAGAUCCCGGUCCUUCCUGCCGUGGUGCUUCUCUCCCUCCUGGUGCUCCAUUCUGCCCAGGGAGCCACCCUGGGUGGUCCUGAGGAAGAAAGCACCAUUGAGAAUUAUGCGUCACGACCCGAGGCCUUUAACACCCCGUUCCUGAACAUCGACAAGUUGCGAUCUGCUUUUAAGGCUGAUGAGUUCCUGAACUGGCAUGCCCUCUUUGAGUCUAUCAAAAGGAAACUUCCUUUCCUCAACUGGGAUGCCUUUCCUAAGCUGAAAGGACUGAGGAGCGCAACUCCUGAUGCCCAGUGACCAUGACCUCCACUGGGAGAGGGGGCGAGCGUGAGCGCUGAUUCUCAACCUACCAUAACCCUUUCCUGGCUCAGGAACUCCAAUAAAAUGUUUUCCAUCCAACA